Messenger RNA from Hordeum vulgare subsp. vulgare (domesticated barley), 1657 nucleotides. RefSeq names its product transcription factor bHLH25-like. Gene Ontology annotation, molecular function: protein dimerization activity. The transcript has 3 exons. Bases 176 to 1273 code for a protein of 365 amino acids. NCBI's taxonomy places the organism in Eukaryota, Viridiplantae, Streptophyta, Magnoliopsida, Poales, Poaceae. The record is from RefSeq and is a predicted model, not a curated record.
CGACUGUCACUGCCCUAGCUAUAUCAAUAUAAGGCAAAGCCUCUCCGUUCCUUCUUUGCGUAGAGCUGCUCGCUAAAUAAUUGGAGGAGACUUGCUAAUCAUAGUGUCUUCUCCAAGGAAAGAUUUGAGAAGGUUCCUCUCCAUUAUUUGCAGCCAUCCAAAUUGAGGACGCAAUAUGGACGACUACUCUGCCCUGUUCAUGGAAUGGGCCAUGGACACGCUGGAGCAGGAGCACCCAGACCCAGUGGUGAUCGUCAACGGCGACUGCGGCGAGGCAGCCUUCCCCUCGCUUCAGGCGCUCCGUGAACAGCGUCUUGUCUUGGAAGAGCUGAUUACGGGAACCAAUCCGGCAAGCAGCGGCAGCUCCGGCGAAACCACAGACGGCAGCGUAGGCUGUGGUGGGAAUUUCUCGUCCCCGGCGGCCAUGGAGCACGACGUCUGGCCCCCGUCCCCGCCGACCUCGGCCAGGCGCGCUCCAAGACUUUCCAUGAAAGCUGGGGGCACCAGCCUUCCCGUGACGAGCUGGAAUUUCUGCGCCGCUUCCGCGCUGCCGGCCAGUGACGACGGCACACUGGACAGCGGCAGCGCCGGGCCUGCCGUCCCGGAGAUGGUGUACGGGUCCCAGCCGACGAGGAGGGCCGCCGCAAGGAGCCCCACCGGCACCGGCCCCGUGUCGUCGGGGCCGCCGUACGCGCAGGACCAUAUCAUGGCGGAGCGGAAGCGCCGGGAGAAGAUUAACCAGCGCUUCAUCGAGCUCUCCACCGUCAUCCCCGGCCUCAAGAAGAUGGACAAGGCGACGAUCCUUUCCGACGCGACGAGGCACGUCAAGGAGCUGCAGGAGAAGAUCAAGGCCCUCGAGGCAGCCACCGGCCGCAGCAGCAGGAGCAUCGAGACCGUGGUGCUCGUCAAGAAACCGCGCAACGCCGCCGUUUCAGACCAGAACGGCUCGCCCUCGUCGGCGUCGUCGGGUGCGCCGGCUUCGAGGAACCGGUUGCCGGAGAUCGAGGUGCGGUUCUCGGAGAACGGCGUCAUGGUGAGGAUCCAGUGCGACGACGUCAAGGGGGUGGUGGUCAGGGUGCUGUCGGUGGUGGAACAAGGGCUCCACCUCAGCGUCACCCACGCCAAUGUCAUGCCAUUCACGCCCUGCACUGUGAUCAUAACCAUCACAGCCAAGGUGGAUGAGGGCUUCACCGUUACAGCAGAGGAGAUCAUAGGAAGACUCAACUAUGCACUGGAACAGCAUACCAGCUGCACUUCUACCGAAGAAAAAUGAAACAUGAAACAUAUAUCACAUAUUAUCUUGUAUAAUUAUAUUUGCAAGUGGUGAGAGGGAGUGCAUGCAGGCAUGGAUGCAUGUUUCCGACGAGAAUGUCUAGCUGAACCAUGCAUUCACAUGUUUCUGUGGGUGCAUCGACAGUUCGACACCAACGGACCAACCGCAAAGCGUGCUGAAAGAUGGAGCCAAGCGAACGAUUCCAAGCAAAACUGCGCGCAAAUUGUCCAAAUAGUAUAAUUUUGUAUUGCUACCUGAACAUCCCAGUAAUAAUGUUCAUUCAUCACACCCUCAAACUUUCGAUUAGCACAAAUAAAAAAGGGGCUUGCUAAAACUUGGUCGAGUCUCACUCAACCUUGCAGCAUUUUGUGGCAUCGUUUGCAA